UCAACGCACGGCGGCCAAUUGGAUCGAGCAUGGGAUCAUCAGGGGGCGGUGUCAGAGUAAGAGCAGGAAGGAGGCGCGAGUUAGCACGCGGGUGUGGCGGGAAAAUGCAACGUGUGCGUUACUAUGGUGACGCCCAGCCCUGAAUGUCUAUGUAAUAAUCUCAAGUGGAAUAAUCAGCUCCAUCUGUGGAUCUUUUAAAAUGUGUCAGUGAGUAAUGAGUACAGCUACUAGGUGAUCUGGAAAACGUGAAAUGUGUGGAGUCCUGAGUACCGAGUUUGAGAACCACUGCGGUAAAGAAACAACACAUGCCUCCAGUGCUGCCAGCAUUAUAUACCACUGUGUCCAAAUAGCGCCUCUGUUUUGCAUCAUAGAGCAUGGAAAACCUACAACUCUCCUUGAUGAUAGUAAGACAUGACUGAAAGCUACAUAAGGAAGAUAGCAAAGCCACCAUGCCUCUAAUUCCAGACCUCACCAAGAUCGGACUCAUCCUGUGCGGAGUAUCUCUGUUCUCCGGAUAUGAGGGGAAACCUGUAACGAGACGGGCGGUCAGCGAGAUGCAGCUGAUGCAUAAUUACGGGGAUUUCAGGCACACGUUGCAGAGACAGGACUGGUUGCAGCAGAAGCUACAGAUCUUGUACCCCGCUUCCAUCAGCACCCCACAGGAAUCGACGCCCAAGGACGCCGAGAGCAAGCCACAAAAGCCUCACAAGAAAGACAACUUGGUGGAGAACCGCACUAAUAACACGGCUCAUCAAAACCAGCAAACAAACGUCAGGAAAUCGCACAGACAUGGGGCAAAGAACCACACAGACAAUUCCUUAAAGCCGGAUUUUCAGUGACGGACCCAGCGCCUGCGAAUCCUGCUCAUCAGUCGCUUGUAGCACCAACGGAGGCUUGGGACUGUUAGUUCUGAGCUACUAUACAGAGAGUUACAGUGUACUGGGAGCCAGUGAUAGCUAAUGGAUGAUUACGGGGCCCAUUUAUCAAUGAUCACAUUUGCAUUGGGAUCUGGGUGUGAUAUUAGCAUCCAGAAUUGCAAUGCAAUAUGCAAUUAUACCAUCAGGAUGUAAUAAGGAGCAAAUGCAGGGACAAGAGCUCAAAAAGAAGCCAGUCCCUACUAUGUACUCGGAGUGGAAGUAGGAUGCAUAUAGGGGUAAUUCACAGUUGAUCGCAGCAGCAAAUUUGUUAGCAAAACCAUGUGCACUGCAGGUGAGGCGGAUGUAACAUGUGCAGAGAGAGAGUUAGAUUUGGGUGGGUUAUAUUGUUUCUGUGCAGGGUAAAUACUGGCUGCUUUAUUUUUACACUGCAAUUUAGAUUCAGUUUGAACACACCCCACCCAAAUCUAACUCUCUCUGCACAUGUUACAUCUGCCCCACCUGCAGUGCAGCAUGGUUUUGCCCAACUGCUAACAAAUUUGCUGCUGCGAUCAACUCUGAAUAUGGAGGUCAUUCCGACCUGAUCGCACACUAGCUAUUUUGUGCAGCUCUGCAAUCCGGACAAAACUCAGCAAAACUGCGCAUGCGUAUGCAACGCAAUGUGCAGGCGGGUCAUGCGGGUACAAAGCGGAUCGUUGUUGGGCGAUGGAUUUAAUGAAGAAUCGUACAGCUGAUCGCAAGAAGAUUGACAGGAAGAGGGCGUUUAUGGGUGUCAACUGACCGUUUUCAGGGAGUGGUUGGAAAAACGCAGGCGUGUCCAAGCGUUUGUAGGGCGCGUGUCUGACGUCAAUUCCGGGACCGGACAGGCUGAAGUGAUCGCAGCAGAUGAGUAAGUUCAGAGCUACUCAGAAACUGCACAAACUGUUUUUGUACUGUUCGGCUACACAUGCGAUCUCACAUUUGCAAAGCGAAAAUACACUCCCCCGUGGGCGGCGACUAUCUGAUCGCAGCGCUGCAAAAAAUAGCUAGCGAGCCAUCAACUCGGAAUGACCCCCUUAGGCCCAUGGCCUGCUGACCACACAUGUACAACAGCCAUUGCCAGGUAUUGCAUCCUCAUAGAGCCCUUGGAGGGUUGCGGCUGCAGUCGGGAAUGAGGGAAUUGCAGCAGAUAUUGGAGAUACAUGGGGGUGAUACUAUUGAUAAAUGGGCCCCUAAAAAGAAUAUACAUUCUAAUAAAAAUAUAAAAAACCCCAUCAGGGACAGUAAAAUGCAGAGACCAAACUCACUACUUGCUAAUCCCCGAUCUUACAGAGCUGCUAGAAGUGUUUUUCAUCUGCACUGUUUAGAAGUGUAGAAAAGUGUAUAUAAUUGGGGUUAUGUAUAAAAUACUAGUAUCCUUAUAUAAGAAAAGUACUGAUAACAUUCACAAAAAUACAUGCAGAAAUCCCGAUACUUUGGUAGGACUAGCAGUGUCUGCCUUUCCAUUUCCUGCACUGUGAAUGGUUAUUAUUCUCUGUUAUCAGCCAUUUUCUGUGACGGGUGGCUAGACGGUCACUGCAACGUUCUACAAUGGAAUUAAGACAGGAAGUUUACUGUGUAAAGCUGACAAGCCAUCGGUGGGGCUCUGCGGUCACCUUAAGGUGCUGCGCAAUAUCUCGGCGCUCUAUGAAUAAAGCAUAUUAAGAAUCACAUGACCACGUUUCCCAACAGGCACAAUAAUAAUAGGAUGGGUUUCAGCAUCGCAGUAACUUCAGCCAUAUCUCAGCAUGUGUGGCCAGCUUCCCAUGUAUUUUGUGAAUAGUAUCAGUAAGACAACUUAUGUAUAAGGAUUAGUGAUACUUUAAACAAAACAAACGAUCAACAUUGUUAUAGUGUUGGAACAUUAUCGUAUCUAAAUGUCACAAAUAGUAUCUUAUUCACAAACGUGUUUAACCACUCAACUGACAUGGCCAGAGAUCUGUUCUCAGAUGUUCAUAAUAAAAUGUUUAAAUAUUUAAAAAAAAUACUUUUUAAACUAAAAACGGAAAAAAAAAAAAAAAAAACAAUGUUAUGAACAGUGUUGAAGGAAAAGAUUGUCAGUUAAGUGGUUAAUUCAGCUGCAAAUUAUUUUUCAGGCUGUAGCAGACCAGGGGCCGGAUGUACUGGCUUGCGAGACGGCCGUAGCUUCUAGACUCCAGACGAGCCUGUACGUUUUUUUUUUUAAAGCAGCAAACGUUU
This is a messenger RNA of Pseudophryne corroboree (corroboree frog), 3092 nucleotides long. It is a transcript of the gene PTH, whose product is annotated as parathyroid hormone. Bases 450 to 839 code for a protein of 129 amino acids. Gene Ontology annotation, cellular component: extracellular region. Gene Ontology annotation, molecular function: hormone activity. The transcript has 5 exons. Gene Ontology annotation, biological process: intracellular calcium ion homeostasis. Lineage: Eukaryota; Metazoa; Chordata; Amphibia; Anura; Myobatrachidae. The record is from RefSeq and is a predicted model, not a curated record.